AUGUCUUCUGCUGCUCCAGUGAAAAGAAGUCUACGUCUUCAGGAAAAGUUCAAUAUUUUUGAUAAGGAUUUAUCGGCGAAUGUAGAAGAGCACAAACGCUACCAACCUCGAGGUACCAUCAUUCCCCUAGGACUUGGACACGAAUCCUUCAAGUUCGAAAGCAGGGUUAUUCAAAAAGCCGUGAGAGAACAGGCAAAGCUGAAAGUGACGAUGAACAGUGGGAAAUCUCUCCAAAAAGCCGACAAUUCUGUAAAAAUCGGUCCUGAACAUCAGGCUGAUUUGGAUUCAUUCACCCCGAAAGCUACCGAUGAGAUGGAGCGAGAGGAACUGAUGUGGACCCCACCGACGAGAGACAUGGACUAUCAGAAACUCAAACAUUAUUAUUUGGAUCCAGUUUGGAGGCAAUUUGGUGGUCAAGUGUCAAUGGAAGUUGGGCUUCAGAAUUUGAUAGAAUGUGGAUAUGACUUCGCAAAAGGCUUGGAUAGUAUAGAUAAGAAGCUCAGAGAUUUGCCACAAAGACUGAAGCCGUUGGCCAAUAUUCAAAUGAAGAGUUUCGAAAAACUGCUAAGUGAGAAAACUGAGGUUCCCUUGAGAACACUCCAAGAGCGUGCUAUGCGAACUUAUCACAUAGCAGAGGUACAACAGUUUCGUUGUGCCAUGGAAAACUACAAGAUGGGAAUAAAAAAACAGAGAACAUUGCCUGUGUCCUAUCGUGAAGACUCCAGAAACAUUCGAAGGGUUGUGGAAUGGAAGAAUCUGGAGAAGGAAUAUAGAAGAACGAUCAUGAAAGUGGAACUGGAGCAAAUUCUGAACGCAAGAAAUCUGGAAAGACUGAUGAGAAGCGAGUUGACUGAUGAGGAGAGAGAUAUUAUUGAGACAAGAUUUCUACCACAUCGAGGGAAGGAAUUGACGGAGAUUCAGAUGAGAGAAAAUGGUCAGAAAAUGAAGGAGAUGUUGAAGCCAACACCAUUGCCAAGUUCAGAAUAUCGAAUUCGUUGCUGUAAAGCGAGUCAAGAGGUCGUGAAGAUUCGAGAAAUGGUUUCCCAACAGUCUCAAAUGUUUAUGGAACCGCCAAUCGAGAACUUCACAACAUACCCAGAGCAUCAUGAGGAUGCGCUCCUUUCGCCAGAUCUCUCGGAAAAUUCCACGGUUCAGCUGCUCGAUCUCUUGAAGCCUAUUGGUUCUGACGACGAAGGAGGAAUCCCAAAAAAUGAGAACACUGCCGGAGCCCCAGAAAACCCAAGAACAACCAACCUUCUGGAUCUAUUCAAGAUGAUCAGUGGAUGCUUGGCAUUGCUCCUGAUCGGAUGUCUUCUUGUCGUCUUCAUCUUCUACGUCGGUUUUUGGAUGCGAAAAAUGGUCCGCUGGACCCGAAGAAAGAUCCAAGACCGUCUUCGAAAUCCGCAAGAAGCUGAAAUGGAAAUGUUCGACUUCUACAUACGACCCAUCUAUGGACACCUCCACCACCUCUCUUUUCACAAGGGUCUUCCAAAUGCUCAUCAAAACGAUGCUUAUGGUUUUCGGUGUAUAUAA
Molecule: messenger RNA, 1533 nt
Organism: Caenorhabditis briggsae
Lineage: Eukaryota; Metazoa; Nematoda; Chromadorea; Rhabditida; Rhabditidae
Exons: 9
Coding region: 1-1533 (510 amino acids)
Biological process (GO): regulation of transcription by RNA polymerase II; negative regulation of DNA-templated transcription
Cellular component (GO): transcription regulator complex; histone deacetylase complex
Molecular function (GO): transcription corepressor activity
Source: RefSeq, a predicted model, not a curated record